Messenger RNA from Heterotrigona itama, 1348 nucleotides. Lineage: Eukaryota; Metazoa; Arthropoda; Insecta; Hymenoptera; Apidae. The record is from the annotation of a GenBank genome assembly.
UUGUAUUCAUCUAAAUCAAUGAUCACUAUCUGGGAAAUAAUAUUUUAUAAUGAUAAAAUUAGAUUUUGCAGUGAUUAUCUAGUAUUUACAUAGGACCAGCAGUCGAUAACACACGUACACGGUGAAAAUCGACAAAAGUGAUAUAUACAGUUAAAUGCGUACACAAACGUAUCAUCUAGUCUACAAACAUCAGGUCAGUCAGUCAGUGGCAAGAAAAAAUGGCGGAUGUCGAGUUGAACGUCGACAACCUGAUACAAAGAUUGUUGGAAGUCCGAGGAUGCCGGCCAGGAAAGACGGUGUUAAUGUCAGAGAGCGAAGUGCGCGGCCUUUGCCUCAAGUCACGGGAGAUUUUCCUUCAGCAGCCGAUCCUGCUUGAGUUGGAGGCACCGCUUAAGAUCUGCGGCGAUAUCCACGGCCAGUACACCGACUUGUUACGGCUGUUCGAAUACGGUGGUUUCCCGCCGGAGGCGAACUAUCUGUUCCUCGGCGAUUACGUAGACAGGGGCAAACAAUCGUUGGAGACGAUAUGCUUGUUGCUCGCCUACAAGAUCAAAUAUCCGGAGAACUUUUUCCUAUUGAGAGGCAAUCACGAGUGUGCCAGCAUAAACAGGAUAUACGGGUUCUACGACGAGUGCAAGAGGAGAUACAACAUCAAACUAUGGAAAACGUUCACCGAUUGCUUCAACUGUCUACCGAUCGCCGCGAUCAUCGACGAGAAGAUAUUCUGCUGCCACGGUGGCCUCAGUCCAGACCUUCAGAAUAUGGAACAAAUCAAAAGAAUAAUGCGUCCGACAGAUGUACCUGACACUGGUCUUCUCUGUGACUUGUUAUGGUCCGAUCCGGACAAAGAAGUCCAGGGAUGGGGUGAAAACGAUAGAGGUGUAUCAUUCACAUUCGGACCAGACGUGGUGUCGAAAUUCUUAAAUCGCCAUGAUAUGGAUCUAAUAUGUAGGGCACAUCAAGUAGUCGAGGAUGGCUAUGAAUUUUUCGCGAAACGGCAGCUGGUUACCCUGUUCUCCGCGCCAAAUUACUGCGGAGAAUUCGACAACGCCGGAGGAAUGAUGAGCGUCGAUGAAACCCUAAUGUGCAGCUUUCAGAUUUUGAAACCGUCAGAGAAGAAAGCUAAAUACCAGUACUUAAGUUUGAACACGGGUCAAGCCACAAGACCAUCCACACCACAAAGGAAUCCAGCCAAAAAGAAAUGACAGCUUUGUACUCGGUUUUUCCUUCAUUUAAGGAAGCUCGUCGACAAGGCGACAAAAUUUUUAUUAAGGCGCGAACAUUAAGAGCAUAACAUUGUAUGAUAUGUUCUAUCACUAACUAGCGGUUAUGCCAAAACAAAUGAAUA